AUGGAUGUAGAUGGCAGUUACGGCGAGGUAAUAGACGAUAAUCAUAGCGAAGAUGAACUAAGCAUGACUAGGAAGCUAAUUCGACAGCAGAAUAGAAAAAAGAAAAAGUCUGGAGGUUUUCAAUCUAUGGGCUUGAGUCAUGUCGUAUUCAAAGGUGUCAUGAAAAAAGGCUAUAAAUUACCCACGCCAAUUCAACGCAAAACAAUCCCUAUUAUUGUGGAUGGCAGAGAUGUCGUAGCUAUGGCUAGAACAGGAUCUGGAAAAACUGCGGCUUUUUUAAUUCCUAUGUUUGAAAAGUUGAAGGCCCAUUCUUCUCAGAGUGGCGCUAGAGCUCUUAUUUUAUCACCAACACGUGAGCUAGCCGUGCAGACCCAUAAAUUCGUCAAGGAAUUAGGGCGCUUUACUGAUUUAAAGACUGCUCUUGUUCUUGGAGGUGACAGGCUAUUCGAAAUGGGAUUUCAUGAACAAUUACAGGAGAUUAUACGAAGGUUACCAUCUUCCAGGCAGACAAUGUUAUUCUCAGCAACUUUACCAAAAUUACUGGUGGAAUUUGCCAGAGCGGGCCUUACUGAUCCAAUUCUAAUUCGUUUGGAUGUUGAACAUAAAUUAAGUGAAAAUCUCAAGCUUGCAUUCUACUGUAUCAGACCUCAGGAUAGGACAGCUGCACUGUUAUAUUUACUUCGUAAUGUUAUCAAAAGCAAACAGCAAACAUUAAUUUUUGUUGCAACAAGGCAUCAUGCGGAGUACUUAAAGGAGCUAUUAGUGGCAGCGAAGUUUGCCGUGUCUUGCGUGUAUGGAAAUCUUGAUCAGACAGCCCGUAAAAUUAGCAUCAGCCAAUUUAUUAACAAGAAAACAUCAAUAUUGCUCGUUACUGAUGUAGCUGCUCGCGGAAUAGAUAUUCCUAUCUUGGAGAAUGUCAUAAAUUAUAACUUUCCAGCACAACCAAAAUUAUUCGUCCAUCGUGUUGGUCGUGUUGCAAGAGCUGGCCGAUCUGGGACUGCGUAUAGCUUUUUAGCAAACGAUGAGUUACCAUAUCUGAUUGAUUUACAUUUAUUUCUUGGACGUCCGUUACGGUUCGCUGGCGACACAACUGCUGCUAACGAUCCUGAGAAUGGUAUCACUGGAGCUAUACCCCAAGAAAUAAUCGACAGAGAAGAAGACUUUCUGCAGACCUUGCAAAUUUUUUCAUCAGAUUUGCCCUCGUUAUCUAAGGUUGCAUUAAAUGCAUACAAAAAUUAUUUAAAAUGUCGUCCGCUGCCAUCUACGGCAUCGGUUAAGCGUGCAAAAGACAUAAAUUUCAGUGAAAUUGUUGCCCAUCCGAUGUUUGAAUCCGAUGAAUCUCAGACUACCAAAGCUAAAUUUUUAACUGAGAUCAAAAGUUUUACUCCAAAGCAGACAAUAUUCGAGAUAUCUACAGGGACGAAACACUCGAAAGCUGCGGAGGUUAUGAGAAGUAAAAGAUUAAAGCUAUCCGCAUUCCAUAACCAAGUGGGCAAAGUUGAAUUAAAUUUAAUCGGUGAUGAAGUACAAAAUAUGCAUUCCGGAAAAAAGCAAAUGAAAUGGUUAGAGUCAAAGACCUUAACAACGUGUUAUAGAUAUAAUGACUGGCUUAAAAAAUCGAAGACCGGUUAUCGUAGAAAAAUUGAUAAUGAUCAAGAUGAUAAUGCAGAAUUUUCAAAGAAAUUUGAUCGAAAGAGAGGCAAACAAAAGAAGCCAGUUAAGCAAGAAUUAAGAAGUAAGGAGCAGAUACUAAAGCUCCGUCGGCAAAAACAAAGGCUAUUUGAUAAGCAAAAGCGAGGCAGAAUGAGAAAUCGUCAACGAGGGGCUGGUAAUAAGAAAAGGACUCGCUAA
This is a messenger RNA of Trichoplax adhaerens, 1851 nucleotides long. RefSeq lists its product as uncharacterized. NCBI's taxonomy places the organism in Eukaryota, Metazoa, Placozoa, Uniplacotomia, Trichoplacea, Trichoplacidae. Gene Ontology annotation, molecular function: ATP binding; RNA helicase activity; nucleic acid binding. Bases 1 to 1851 code for a protein of 616 amino acids. The record is from RefSeq and is a predicted model, not a curated record. The transcript is spliced from 23 exons.